Molecule: messenger RNA, 3841 nt
Organism: Chlamydomonas reinhardtii
Lineage: Eukaryota; Viridiplantae; Chlorophyta; Chlorophyceae; Chlamydomonadales; Chlamydomonadaceae
Exons: 12
Coding region: 139-3639 (1166 amino acids)
Biological process (GO): proteolysis; protein deglutamylation
Molecular function (GO): zinc ion binding; metallocarboxypeptidase activity
Source: RefSeq, a predicted model, not a curated record
GAAGACACUUGCAUGCUGCCGUUGAACCGGUCUACCCAUUUCGUAGACGCUCCUUGAGAAUGUGUCAUUGCUCUAAGAUGUAGUUAAGCAGUAACUGCCUAACCAGGCAUAGGGCUUGCGGUCAAAUCGUCCAGAAAAAUGUCGGGGUUUGUUUCAUUCGGGGAAAAGCUACAUCUCGAGGAUGUUGCCAACGUUUUGUUGGCGAUGAAGACGCCGGAGCGCAUGGAUGCAAAAGCUGACGCUGUCUUCCGGGUGGGCAAGUUCACGUUCCGUGCGGACUUUGACUCGGGCAACCUCAACAGCGUUGAGCCGGGCGCAGCACCCAAUGAGUUUAUGCUGCGCACCAACCGGGACUGCGGCGGUACGGCGAAUGAGAAGGCGACGCGCACCUGGUUCUAUUUUGGUGUGCACGGCCACACAGUGGGCGAGCUGCUGACCAUGACGAUCACCAACCUGAAUAAGCAGGGGAGGCUCUUCUCCCAGGACUACCGGCCCUGGUGCUGGUUCCCGGCGCAGGGCGACUGGCAGCCACUCAAGCUCAAGGUGACGUACCGGCGCGAGGGCGACGACUUCCAGCUGCGCUUCAGCCACCGCUUCGAGAGUGAGGAGGAGGCGCUAUUCGCGUUCGCCAUCCCCUUCAGCUAUGCCCAGAACUGCGAGCUGCUGGACCACCUGGACGCCCUGAUGCAGCCGUACACAGUAAUGCCGCCGCCGUACGAGCUGGAUCCAGCCAAGGACCCCAGCACGGCACCGCAGCCGCCCGGCGUGCCCAGCGCCGCAUCCCGCUUCACGCCGCGCACGCCCUCGCCGGCCAUGUCUGCAAGCGGCGGCACUGGCCCUGUGGCGUCUCGGCGCGUGCCCGCCGCCUCGAUCGCGCGGGGCACUGCAGCCGGUGUUGGCUCGCCGGCAGCCGCCGUGGCGCGACGUAACAGUGGCAUCUCCUCAGACACCGGCGCCCCUGCCUUGGGUGCUGCUGCUGGCGGCGGAGGCGGAGGCGGCGCCAGCUUCAGCGGCGGUGCGGGCUCAUCCGCUCCCUCGUACACGAGCGACGAGGGCCCCUCGCGCCUGUACUACCGCCGGCAGCUGCUGACGCGCUCGCUGGAGGGCCGCCGCAUUGAGGUUAUCACCAUCACCGACUGCGCCGGCGCCGCGGGGGCGGGCGGCGGUGAGCUGGAGCCGCCGCUGCCGGGCGUAUUCGAGCACGACCCCGGGCCGCCGGCCGCCACCUUCAGCCCGGAGCACAAGAAGGUGUUCUUUGUCAGCAGCCGUGUACAUCCCGGCGAGACGCCAGCCACGCAUAUGUUCAACGGCCUGUUGGCGUUCCUGCUGCGUCGCACGGACCCGCGCGCGGCCGCGCUACGACGCCGGUUCGUGUUCAAGCUCGUACCCAUUGUGAACGCGGACGGUGUGGCUGUGGGCAACUACCGAACUGACACUCUGGGCCAGAAUUUGAACCGCUACUAUCUGGGCACACCCGACGAGCAAACGCAGCCAGCCGUGUUCGCCAUAAAGGCGCUGCUCAUGCACUACGCGCAGCAGGGCCUGCUACAGUACUACAUCGACCUGCACGCCCACGCAAACAAAAAAGGCGUGUUCAUAUUCGGCAACACGCUGGAGGACGGCGAGGCGCACCUGCAGAGCCUCAUCUACUCCCGGCUGGUGGCGCUCAACAACCCCGUGUUCGACUUUGUGGGCUGCAACUUCACGGAGAAGAACAUGAGCAGGGCGGACAAGGACGGGGCCAGCAAGGAGGGCGCAGGCCGAGUGGCGCUGUACAGGGAGACGGGGCUGACACACCUGUACACGAUAGAGGCCAAUUACAACACCUCGGCGCGAGUAAACACGGUGGCGCCGGCCAGUGGCGACCACGCCGGCCGCGCCUCGCCGCCCUGCAACCGCCGCUUUCCGCCCAAAUUUACCGCCAGCGUGCUGCAGGGAGUGGGGCGCGCCAUCGCCGUGGCGGCUCUGGACAUGGAGGGCGCCAACCCCUGGACCCGCCUGCCGCACAGCGAGCACCGCAGCCUUGAGGGCGUGCGCAGCUGGAUCAGCUCCGUGCUGCGGGCCGCGUCAGAGACGCGGGCAGCGCACCUGCCGCCCAUGAGCGAUGCGGCGGUGGAGGCAAUGCGGGCCGCCGCCGCGCCGGCCACCGCCAGCGGUCGCUCGUCCGCUUCCGGAAGGCUGGCACGUAGCCGCUCCUCCAGCAUGCGCUCGACGGACGGCCCCCCCAUCAACGCAGUCACAGGCCACGCCUUCGGCCGCGCUGUGAGCAUGUCCUCGUCCGCAGCGGGCGCAAGCCAAGCCAUCUCUCGCCGGCCGCCCAUUCCCGCACCCACACCGCCGCUGCCGUCGCGCCGGAACCUCGGGGCGUCAUCCAUGCAGUCGGGUGCCACAUCAGGGGCGGGGGCGGGCGCCUCUGGUGCCGGGACGCUGGCAGGCCACCGCGGAGCACUUACAGGGGCAGGGGCGCUAGCGCGCAGCGCGAGCCUACCUGUGCGCAGCAGCACGCCACUGGCUUCGCGCCUACACCAGCCGCACCAGUGCCAGCCAUCCGCGCUCUCACAACCCCAGGUGCAAGUGGCGCAGGGAUUGCCACAGCAGCCACGGGUCCUUGAGCACGCGGCAUCGGCGCUAUCAGCGCAAGGCGUUUGGGAGGAAGAGGCACCCGACCUUGGCGGCACGGAGGAUGCCGUGAUAUUGGGGAGCAGCGCUGGCGCAGGCGGCACUGCUCUUGACUGGAGUGUGCCCGAGGGCAGCCUGCCGUGGCCUGUGGAGGACGGUCCAAGUGAGAGCGACGGUGACGACUCGAGUGGCGACGAGGCGGAGGGCCCAGGCGUGCCACCUACGCCAGUCACCACGUCAUCCCCCACAGGCUCCAUGCUGCCGCCACCGCGACCGGGUUCGGCCCGGUUCCGGGGCAUGGACGGGGUGGUGGCGACUGGGAGCUCGCUGCGGGCCUCGCUCAACAGGUCCUUGGGAUCGCCAGGCGGCGCUGGCGGUGGCGGCCUCGGCGGCGGCGGCGCGGUCAAGGAGUUCCGGAUACCGCUGGCUGACCGUGUGCAGCCAGGCAGCGGGGGCGCUGCAGCGGCGCCUGGCUUAGCAGGGCAACCGGAUGGCGGCGCCGCCAGCUCGCCCGUGGCAUUUGACCCAACCCAGCCGGGCAGCAGGGUGCCGUGCAUUGGCGUGGCGGGCAGCCAGGACGUGGGCGGCACCUCCCGCCCUCUGUCAGCGGGCGCGGUGGGGAGGCCAAUGUCCGCUAGCGGCAAACGGCAGGCCUCCGGUGCACCCGCAACAGGAGCUGGGGGCAGUAGCGGCUCAGCCGCUGGCAGUGUCGGUGGGACACACUCCACCUUCGUGAACGGUGGCAGCGGCUUGAACCGCGGCCCAAUUGCGCAUGGCCCGGGGAGCAAGGCAACGAUUGGGAGUUUGUCAACAAUCACAGGCGGCACCGUUGGCGGGUUGGCUGCCCCUCAUGGCUGGCGGGCAUCAGCUGGGCUCAACACGCGCAUCCUAGGGAGCACCGUGCCCCCAAGCAUCCUGCUGGACCCAGCCGCGGCCAGCAGCGGCCCCACGGCCACCCCUAAGAGCCGCUCCAGUCUAAGCUUCGUGCGCUCGUCGAGCGCCAGCCGCAAAGGGCGGUAGCGGCAGCGGUAGCGGUAGCAGCAAUCAUACUCUUGCACUGUAGGCAUCAUUGAUAUGCUGGGCGUGUAUGUCUGCCGCGAGAAUUGAUAUUGAUUUUUCUGACCGCUGUGGCUGUCUCUGGCAGGACUGCAUGCCUGGUGCACGUUAUCUCCGCACAGGUAUAGCAUUUCAUCGUGACCCCUUGCAUGGCGAAGUGGACAGC